AUGGAAGGUAGCAGCAGUAGUAACAACAGCGACGCCGGCGAGCCGAAAUCCGGGUGCGGUUGCAGCGGUGCCGCGGUUAACAAUAACAACGACGCUACGGCCGCCGCAGCCACAGCCGCGGCCGCAGUUGCGGCGGCAGCGGCGAAGAGAGCAGCGGGUGAAGCCAACAUAAUCGCCAGGGCGAUAGCGGCCGAGAAGCGGCUGUACCAGGAAAGUAUGAAAGUAAAACACGAAGACCAGCAGCAGCAACAACAACCGACGGACGACCACCAAACGACCGCGGCUGCCGUUAGCGGUAGCUCAUCAUCGUCCCUGGCCGGCGGAAGUUCGGCCGCCAACAUCAAUCUCGGUCCCGGGGCGGCCGCGGCGUUCGCCGCUUUCGAAGCGUCCGAAAUUACCAUCACCGUGUCGCCGACCACCGGAGGCCAGUUCGACCUUUCCGUGUUCAAGACCGAUUCGGUAGAAAGUCUCAAAAAAGUGAUCUCCAAACGACUUAGAGUGCCCAAAGAACGGAUAUGCCUAUUGUACCGCGAAAAGUAAGCAGCCCGUUUCUAUUUUUAACAUUUUUUUUUUUUUUUAAAUCCAAAAAUCUGUCGAUCUCCGCCGUCAAUCUACCCCUCCCCCUCUUCGCACGCGCACGAGUCUGCGUCAACCCACAUACGGCGUUAGGGCACCCCGAGCUCCGUGUAGCCUCCGCGUCGGCAAUGCAGGUAGGUUACAAUACGUAAACUCGCACGUUAAACGGGAAGCGCGUACGAACUUGGACGAGGCCGUACCGGCUUAUAUAACAGACUUUAUACGCGUUGGGGGGAGUGGCUUCUGAGCGGCAAAUGCUCCCCGACGUACUCUAUACUUCUAUAGGUACGUCGCCGAAAGGUUAGGUUGCGCCGGUACGCUCCAAAGUGCGUAUUCCAGCUCGGUGAAACUUUGAGACCGGCACUUCCGUCCGAUUACGAUGCGAUUUGGCCCCGGGGGGUCACGGCCCUGCCGCCGCCGUAAUGUGGCCGGUAUUCGCGUUACGCCCGUUACGACCCUCUUGCUUGUGCUGCAACAGCUGCUCCGGCGAGAUAAAAAUGUUGUUUGUUCCCCGAAUUCGGAACGCGGGGCGACGUUCAGGUAUUAUAUUGUUACCUACCUAUAGUGCCGUGUCGGGACCGUGCGACGUUGCCGGUUCGCCGCCGUCGCACGCGUUCGUUGCGCGAAUGGCGAAAAAACGUACGGAAAAUCGAAUUACACAUAUUGUGUACUAAUUUGUACCUAUCCGUUUUGUUUCUCGUUUCGAGACGCGCUAUUGUCGUGUCCUUUUCACGUCGUCUAGUGGGUACCCCUCUCUUUUUUUUUUCUUCUUUUUCGGUUUCAUUAAUUUGCCACAGCUUUUACCGUCCUCUUACCCCGGUACGUACGGCGUUGACAUUGAAACAAAGCGCCCGGACGAAACGAUGUCAACAGGAUAUUCGGAUAUAUAUUGUGUGGCGUGUAACAUAUUAUUGUUCGCAGAUUUCUUUUUUUUUUUUUUUUAUCACUCGUUCGCCAUGGGCGUCCGCCGGCCUUAGUUCAAUAAUAUAAUAUUGGGCUUGUUCGAGUUCGUUCGUCGAUUUUUUUUUUCUCUCUUUUUUACCAUUUUAGAUUUUUAGGACACCAUCGAUUGUCGCCGGGCGUCUGCUUCGCGACGAUAGCGUUUUACGCGCGUUUCCCGGAAGUCGUCCGGUACCUGUCUGUCUACCUACCUACCUACCUACCUACCUACCAGUGUGUAGUUUAGCGCAAUUCGAAAUCGACGAUGACCAACAAUAAUACUUAAGCGACCAUCGCGGUACCCGCGGUCGGAUUUUAAUACGCUUUCGACACGUCCGGACGACAAAGUCUAUCCGAAAAAAAAAAAGAAAAAAAGAAAUAUAACUACUUACAUCGCCGUGUACCACUAUAAUAGAACGUUCUUUGUUGGGUAUAAUAUAUUAGGCAGGACCGUUUUAAAACGAUUAUUCGUUCUUUACCCCCCUUCUUUUCAGAACCCCUCGUAGAUAAUAACCCAAAUAAAAAGGUUACCUACCUACGCGCGUGUGUGUGUAUACCUAAUACUCUUUCUUGGAAAAAUAUCAUGCGGUUACGCAAGCAAUAGACCGGCAGCGGCGGCGACGGCGUCAGCUGUUGGGAUCCCGAUCCCACGCUCCGGAGAGACGACGUCGCCGCGGCCGCUCCCCCAGCGGCGGCCGACGCCGCAGCCGCCGCCGCCAUUAUUACAUUUUAGGGGUGAAUAACCCGAACGGCCGCCGCUCGACGGGUCCCUUUUUAGACAAGUGUAGAACAGCCGGCUGCGGGGCUUCCCUUUUUCCAUUGUGCACGCCGCCGCCGCCGGAGAGACGCAACCAUCGUUCGUUUUUUCGGGCGAUGCCCUACGGAUCCUCCGGACACCUGGCCGCGCGCUAUGCGUGCGUGCGCGCGCGUGAUGUUUUCGCGAAACGUCUCGAAGUGGAGCGCGUGAAAAACCGCCGCUUUCUCCGCGUUCUGGAAAACUAGGGGUUACCAAAAUAUUUAAAAAAAACGCGACCGUCGCCGCCGAUCUAUUGUUUCCCCCGGUCGUCCGCCGGCCCGCCCGUCGACACGGCUAACCCGUGCGCGUGCAUGCAAUAUUCUCCUUUCUUGGGUUUUUUUUUUUUUCUCUGUGUUUGGUCGGGACGGCGUGUGGAAAAAAAAUAACAUAAAACCUCCGGUUACAACAACGUUGUUUCACCGCGCGCGCGUUACGACAAUCGCGCCGUGGAUGCAAAACACUGUGCGUAAUUUGACGCAUUUAUGUAACGCACCUGUAAUUAUUAUUAUUGCGUUAAACCUUGAAAAAACGCAUUGUUGCCCGCAAUCGGUACGAUAUUUAUUGUUAUUAUUUCCACGGUAUGAAAAUUAUUAUAAUUUUGUCGAGUUUUCCCGGCGACCAUUACAAUAUCAUACGUACGCGUAUACGCAUAGUAGGCAUCAUUGAUUUUAGAUUAUUACCUUAUACCUACCCACAUAAUACCCGUAUUAUUAUUCUAUUAAAACCAUUGGCAGGUAAGUGCCUCGACCGUAUUAAUUUAUCAUCGUAUUAUGCGUGAAAUAUGUAUAAUAAUUGUCGUGUAAAACGAGAUUUUUCGCUCGUACGUGUUAUAGUAGUGGAAGCGAACGUUUAUAUUGAUUUACGGACUUUGUUUUUUUUUUUUUUUACAUUUUUUUUUCUACUCCUGUCCCGCAGGCAACUGAGAGAUGGCUCAUUGGACGACAACCAGUUGAUGCAAGGAAGCCGCCUCACCCUAUUGCCCAGCGUGGAAACCGGUCUUCUGGUGAGUAGAUCUUCGUUUUCGUGUUUCUUUUAUCCCGCAGCGCGCGUAUAGACUCCCACCCUUUCUCCCCCCCCCGUCACCGUCGUGUCGCCGCGACGACAAACCAGUUUUAAACACGAAAUAAGCGUACGCGCGAGUAUUGUGUGUGUGUGUGUGUGUGUGUGUCCUUAUUGCCACACAUCUCGACGAUCACGAUACAUUACAUUAUAGGAACGUUGUUAUAUUAUUAUUAUUAUUAUUAUUAUGGAACGGCCAAUGCGUAUUAUGCGCGCGCAAGGACAUAAAUAUUAUUAUCAUCGUCCCGGCCCGAUAAUAAUAUUAUAUUUUAGAACGCCUGUUAUGCGGGAGAGGGAAAUCGAGUAGGCCUUGUUCUCCAUUAUCGGCUCCUCUUUUUUCCCUGUCCAACGAUCGUCCAGCGCAUAUUAUUAUUAUAUUGCAGAAUAGUAAUAUACUGUAGACCCGACCGUAAAAAAAGUGCCGUUGAUAACGCCGUUAUCGGUAAAAAAUUUACGGCCGGGGAAUUAUUGCGUUUGGAAUCCACAGAAAAAAAAAAAAUCGAAAACGAUAGACGAUUUUUAAAGUGUCCCCCGACUCCAUAACGACUCCCUCCGACUUAUUUUGUAAAAAGUUGUACGUAGGUAGUAUAUAUUAAAAAAAAAAAGAAAAGAAUUUCCCCGUGCGUAUCGUAUCGUUUGCGCAGUAUUCGACAAUUAUUAUUGUAUUUUUUUAACGCGUUUAGAGGGGAGUUUAAACCGUUUUUGCCUUUUUUAAUAUCGCUUUUUUUUUGUCUAUUUCAAGUGCAACAAGACCCCGAGUCCUAAUAACCAUGAUCAAUCGAAAUAUUAUCAGAUACCGAUUAUAAUAAUAGUAACAGACGGCAUCAGACUAUAACCCUAUGGGAAUAUACACUGCAAAUACCCGGCUUUGUCGGUUUAGUAGUAUUUUUUAUUAUUGUUAUGUUUUUUUUUUCAUAUAGAACGCGUCUAAAAUAACCUUGUUGUGAUUGUAUUAUUUAAGUUUUGACUUGUUCCGUUGUUAUGGGCACCGCGUUAGAGGUUACGUUUGUAUAUUACCGUCGCCACGGUAUUAUUGUUACUUUAAAUUUUUAAUUUAUAGAUACGCGCAUAGUCCACGCCACGCAUAAUACGGGGAGGGCGACCGUAAUCGGGGAAAUAAUAGCGAAAAAAAAAAAAAAAACGGCGUGCACUAUCGGGGGAACGGCGUUUCGACAGAACAACAAUAUUAUUGCGGGUAAUCGCGUGGGAACUGUGUUUCGGGAUAGUGUGUUGCUGGGCUGGGAAAGCGUAAGUUACGGAAAAUAUUAGAAAAUAAAUUAGCCGAUGGCCGGGCCGUUGCAGGUAAAGUUGUGGUCGGGCCGGUCUGAAACACGGUUUAACUUAAUUCGCCGUGCGCGACGAAAACCGAUUCUGAGCCGAAUUCGUUAAACGUGUUUCGAAAGCGCCGCGAUUCACACGGUUUUCGUCGAAAUUCCAACGGUCGUAAAGAAAACGAUUACAUCACGGGGUCAGGUUUUAUUUUUUUUUAUGUUUCGACCACCGAGUGUAUACUUUUGACGCUCGUUAUAUUACAUUUUCGAGCAUUUUUGCCCGGCCGAAAUAAUUAUUUUUUCCAAUAAUAAAAACUAAAACGCUUCGACAAUUCCAACUGAUUAUAAAUAGCUAUAAACGCCAGAAUGUUUUACCGCGUCUAGUAAUGGCCGAUACAAGUAGUUGGUGGGAAUGUCUGCGAUUAUUUUUAACUGAAUUACAACAAUAAAACGAAAAAAAUUAAUAAACGAAAUCGAAAAUAACCGUUAUCACUUUAAUUUUCCGUUUUUUCCUGAUCACAGAUUUAUUCCGUAAGAGGCCGUCACGGUAGUUUUUGCCGUUUCUGUUUUUCUAAAAUCUAACCGAAUUGGUUACAAAAAACAAACAAAAUCGAAUAUAACGAAACCGGUUAUUGCAAUUUUCAUUCCAUUACAUUCCCGGUUUUGCUAAGUUUUUCCAAUUUAUAAAAAAUGAAAAACCGAUCUCUCCUUAUGCAGCGUCAAGACCCAAAAUGUCACAGAAAAAAGUGUCCAAAUAUAUUAAUAAAAAAAUUGGUUACUAUUUUUUUUUCCCUUUUAAAAUAAUGAGUUAAAUAUUAAGAGAAUUUUAAAACGCCAACGAUGUUGUUUACACAAUGCUGUCAUCAAAAAAAAUGGUUUUUAAUUGGUUUUUUUAUUUUUUUAUUUUUCAUCAAUGAGUAGGGCCAUAAUACGAUACUUUCUUUGUAAUCGUAUUUCAAUGUAACCAUGAAACGAUCAAUAAAUUGUUAUUAUUAUUAUUAUUAUCGUCUCCGAAACCUCUUUUAAAGGUAUUCCUUUGGUUUUCACGAACACAGUUUUCCUACGUGACACGUUCGAAAGACAAACACGACACUAAACGCUACUGUAUUUGCCUCGAGAACGAGGUUAUUCCUAAACGAUAUACAAUCCUUAAAAGAAAAAGAAAUAUCGUUUUUCGGCGACAUUUAAUUCCAAAGAAGUAUUUAACAAAAAAAAAAAAAACAGUCUUUUCGAAUAAUUUCUCGAUUCGUAUACUAUGAUAACCGUCCUGAACCUGUCGGCAUAAGAUAUUUUUUUUUUCGGUAAAAAAUAAUUAAUACUUAAAUAAUGUAUUUUGAAAAUGUUUUCGAUUCCGACGUCUGGCUAUUAGUUGUAAAAUAUUAGGCGAUAUUAUAGUAUCCCGUUUACGAAAAACGAAUAAAAAAUGCGUAUUUUAAGAUUGGUAUGAAUAUUAUUUAGAACAUUAUAGAUUGUAUCUUAAAACAUUAUGGAACUAUCUCGUUUAUUUUGAGGUUUAUGUAUUUUUUUAUUUAUUUAUUAGUAUGGAUAAUGUAUUAGAGUAUUGAUGUUCCCGGUACUUUUAUAUUUUUUUCUCAUUUUUUUUUUUUUAUGUUUUAUUGUAUACGAUACAGUAAAUGUCGCGCGUGGUAAUUUUUUUUUUUUGUUUAUUUCAUAGAAAUCGUUAAUCAUACUAAUAAAAAUAUCAACAUUAUUCAAACCGACAGCUUGCAUGAACUGUGUACGAGAUAGUAAUAUUUCAGAGACAAUCUAAAUCGUGUUCUUUAAACUUUUUUUUUCUCUUGUUUUUCUGCGCAGAGCGCUACGCGCAAUAUUUUAAAUUGUGAUACUUGUAGAAUAUUACGCGAUAUGAAGUAAAUUAUAUUUUAUUAAUAUUCUUAUCAUUAUUAUAGUUGUUAUUACUAACAAAAUAUAUGUGCAAUAUUAAUUAAUCGCCAUCAGUUAAUUAAGUCAAAUAUAGAAGUUUCUUUCGGUUGUAUUUACAGUGGAUUCCAGGGUUGUUUUUUUUUAGAUUCUGAGUAGAGCGAGGGAUGUAUUGGUUUUACAAUGAUGUUUAUUACUUUUUUUAAAUUUACUUUAUGUAAACACCUACCAGACAGCUUAUUCCGAUUAUGAAGUAUUGCAAAUUUCCUGAAAGGAAAUUUUCUCUGGGUGGUUCAUUACAGAGGUCAUUUUUUGAAAUUCUCAUUAAUAUUCUGGAUAAUAAAAUCGGCUUCUUUAAGUUGAAAAAGAUUAAAAGAUUAAAAAUAGGUUGUCAUUGGUAACCGUUUUUAUUUAUUGUUUUAAUCUUUGUUAACAAUCAUUGUUGUCAUGGAAACGCACAUUAUUGUAAUCAUUAUACCAUAACAAUGUGACGUAUAUAUUGUUAACAAAACAACAUUAUCAACUGAAAUACGCGCAGAAUCGUUUUUUCGUUAGCAAUGGUUUAUCGUUGUUUGCAGAUAGUAAUAUACAUUAAAUUCCCGUCUGUAUUCCCUACCUUCCCAAUUUCCCACAUACAACAGUGGUUGCACUCAUUUGCGAAGUAUGUCCGUCCUUUUUUUUUAUAAUAUUCACAGGAAAGAGAUAAAGAUUAAAUAUUUAUAUUUUGAUUAAUUUUUUAUGCUUUGGUAAAAAACUUAAAAAGUACUUUUUAUUUUAUGGUUUUAAAAAAAAUUAAAGAUAACCAUUUCAUAGAGUUUAUUCUUCUGAAAAUACUUUUUAUUCUCAUUAUAUUUAUAAUUUGUGAUUUAUGAUUUUUGUUCAUAGUUCAAAAGUUCAGAGAAAAAAUUGUACAGUUAAUUAACCCUAAUAAAAAUAAUCAAUUAGCGAAUGAGAUUACGGACUGCUGUAAUAUAUACUUUUCCGUGAACUAAAAAAAAUUAUUAAAAAUUACGAAUUUAAUGAAAAUAUAAAGUUUUUUACCAAAACAUAAAAUUGUAAUUAAAAUAUAAACAUUUGUAGUCCUUAUUUCUGCGAGUAAUAUCGAGAAAAAAAAACUGAAUUUAAUUAUUUUUACUAUCUCAAGAGAUAUUACAAUGGGUAUAUCUUCGUGGGACAUCCUGUUUAAUAUAUAAUUUAUAGAGUUGUGAAUUUAUGCGUUAAAAAACUAUUAAAUAUACAAAAACCUGCGCUUAUUUUUCGAAAAUAUGCAAAAAUAUGUAUUAAACAUAACUUUUUGUGUCAAAUAUAUAUUAUAAACAUAAUAUUUAAUCGUAAUUGCAGUUUUAAUUGUAAAUGAUUUAAUAUUUUAAAUUUUUAUUCCAUUUGGUAUCUAAUGUAUGAUAGGCACGAAUGGUGAUACUGUUAUACUCAGACGUGGGCAAUGUUCAGCAAUAUCAGAUAACAACACUAGUUAAAUACCCGAUUAAAAAUAGAAUAGUUUCCUCGAAACAAUAAAAGUUAUAUUUUACAAAAAAUAUAACAAUAAAAAAUAUAUAUAUUUUAAACAAAAACAUUUAAUGUCAAUUUAGAUCAGAUUGACCGGAAAAAUAUAAUCAUUAAGUAAAAAAACAUUAAUACGCAGAAAUCGUGAAAACAUGCAUUCAUACGCCCAAUACAUUAGAGAUUUCGUAUUUCAGUUGCACAAAACAAAAUUUCAAACGAAUCAAUUUUCUUAUUACGAUGUAUCAACAAAAAGAAAUACGCAUAUCCAUUAAAUUCACAACCUUAUAUUAAUUAACGCUAUGUUUUAAUUUUAAAUUAUUUGUGUCCUUCAGUUAUAAAUCGUGUGAAUCAUAGCAAAAUAUCCCCGGGAAUAAUUCGUUUUUCCCGAAUACGAAACCAUGAAAAUAAUUUCCUAAUAAGAAAAUCUCCGACACUAGAAAGCCUAUUUAUACUGAGAUAGUGAUAUCAGAAUAUUAUAUUUCUUAGUGAAUUUCUUGUGAGUGGCCACUUCUUCCUCAUUUAAAAAAUGUUCAUGAGCACAUAGACCAAACCUUCCACAUGCAUUUUAAAUGAUAGUAUUUCCUUUGUAUAAAAAAAUAUAUACCUUUAAUAUUUUGUUACAAAAUCAACUAAAUAUCUAUUCAAUCAAUAACCAUUUUCUAGUUGAUUGGCCUUACAGCAAGCAAAAUCUCCCCUUAUCGUUGGGUGUCCAACUGACUUUUUACUGUGUGACUCCAUUUGGACACAUUCACCUCCAUAAGAAAUUCGCUGACUUGAACUCGGUAUUGAUUGAACAUCCGUCUUGUAUUCACGGACAAACUUAUUAUGCCAGUAUACAUUACAAUAUAACUAAUGUAUUAUCUAAAGAAUAUUGUACAAUUGCGACGAAAUUAAUUUUGUUGCGAGACUUUGAAUCUUAACGUUAAUAGUUAUACCAUACAAUUAUUAUAUUGUUUUUAUAUUGUAUUAUUAUGUUAUAUAUUAUAACGAUGUUUUAAACUAAUAUAUUUUAAUAUGUUUAGGCUUUCUAUCGCCACCUGACACUGUAGUAAAACUUCGGUAGAAAUACAAUAUCAACUUGGUAUAAUAAAGAUAAUAAUUCCGUGACGAUAAAACGUAUUAAAUAUAAGCAGCAGAUAUCUGAGUUCUCUAUUCACUUUUGUUAUAAUAUAGGUACUAAACUAAUACGUUAGAUUAGUGACCCCCACGCGUCAUACUUCUUAUCGGUGUUUAUCAAGGACGAUAAUCGGACCAUUUGGAUCAAAACAAUCGAAUGGUCCCAUUAAAAUCGCACGUAAAAUCUUUUAAAACGUUUAUAUUGUUCUCAAAUGUGAAUACUAACGAACUAAAAUGUUAUUAUUUCAAAUGAGACUGUUUUUAGCAAUAAAACAAUUAUCCGAUUUGUCAAAAUGUAAAACUUGUGAAUUUUCAAGUAACGUUAAUUUUAAAUCCCAUUUGCACGUACAUUUGUCUUUGUUCUGGAUCCAAUUUUAUGUAUUUCAGAAGAAUUGCUAUCACAUAAUAGAAUGACGUUACACACUAAUCGCGAAUAUUUUUAUUUUAUACAGUUACCGUUUCAAGCAGUUUUAGUGUUGAUAUAAUAUUUGUAGUAUAUUAUAUAAACUUGACCAAUUUUGCUAAAUGGACUGUUUUUAAUAGAAAAAAAAAAAAAAAAAUCGUACAUCAAAGUAGGCUUGAUAUCGACAGUUGAUUUGAACGGUAAAAAAAUAAUGAUAAAAUUAUGGGUUGGGGAUAUUUUUCCCGUGUUUCGUCCUCGGGGGAGGGGGGAUUUUCAUUCCGAACACCAUCCGUAUAAUAUAAGUACCUCUGUGUAUUUUUUUUCUGUUCGUGUUUAUUGAUAAAAUAACUGUGAAUAUAACUGUGACGGAAUUUGUUAGUCACGUGUAUACAUAUACAUGAUAUAGUAGUUACUAACGUAAGACGUACGCAUUUAUUUUUUCUGUUUAGGAGGUAGGGUACGCACCUAAAUUAUUAUCAUUAUAUUGUUUUAGUAUUGAAAUUGCGUUAUUGGUUAGAUAGUUAUUUUCGUUUUCGAAUCGAUAAUAUUAUUAUUAUUAUUAGAAGUACCUACAACGGCUUUUCGUUAUAAAUUAUAUAGUUGACCCGCGGCGUGAAAAAUUCCCAUUCAAACAUCGAUUUUUAACCUUUGAUUUUUAAACAAAUAAUGGACCGCGCGCAUUUCUGAAUCGUCGGUAGAGGGGAGGAACGUAAUCUGUAAAAUGGUACCUCGUUUAUCGAUUUUGGUCGAGUACAAAAGCUAGAGAAACCAAUCGUCCUCACAAAAACUCGCCUUUUACAAACAUAACAAUAUAAGAUAUUCAGCCCCGUUCUCACCAACGUAAACGUCGAUUUUUAAACCGGGUCCGUAUGAUAAUCAACCAAUCGUGAUCGGUUAUCAGACAUAAACUCGGUUUAAGAUACAGAUAAACGCCCUUUUUUUUUUUUUUUACAUCGGUGAGAGCGGGCCUUAAUAUCUUAUAAUAGUUUUUCGUUAUGGGUUUAACGGUCGUAAUACAUUAAUAUCCAAACGUUUGCGUCGGUUAUUCUUCGUUUGAUUCGGGAAUAUUAUUUGUUUUUACUCGAUACGUAUGUUUUGUUCGAAAAUUGAAUUUUCGUGUUGAAUAUUACCUCCGGCCACGUGAUAUAAAGCACCCACAUAAUAAUAUAAGUACGUUUACAUUUCUGCGGUUUUUACAUUACAGGCGUUUUACAUUUUUCCUAAGUUAAUACGAAACGCAAUAUUAUUACCUUAUCGUGUACUAAAUUACACGUUAUGUUGUUCAAUUGCUUAAAUUGAAAUUAUUUAAUCGGCGACAAUAAUAAUGUAUAGUAUGUAAUAUAUACAAUUGUCAGUUGUCGGCCAGCCCGAUAUUUUAUUACUAUAGUGGAAUCGAUUAAUUUUUGUCAAUUAUAUAGAAUCUGUAACCGUAAUGUUAACGUUUCGGUUAGGUUCUCCCGGGCUAUACAGGGUUGCCAACUUUUUGUUCUUAAAUUAACGUAUGUACACAAAUGUCACUCGAUUUGUUUUUUCCUGAGGACGUUCCGGUUUUUCAAUAAAAGUUCUAUGUUUUGUUUUCGCUAAGUUUUUAUUUGUUCUAAAAAUGUUGUUAAACGCGAGCAUUAAAAAAAAAAACCAACGAAUCGAAGCCUACGAUGAUAGUCGAUAAUUAAUAACAAGAGUGUUUCAGACACUCGACGAAUCAUAUCUUACAUGUUAUUUAUCGUAUUAAUAUGAUAGUUGUUAAAAUCGAAUUUAAAAAAAAAAAAAAACGUAUUUUAACGCAUACUAUCUAAAUACUUUUGAACGUUAUCUACUAUACAUUGUCGUUAUUACCCGUGUUGCGUAUACGAUAAUUAGACACGAUAACGACUAAUAAUCGUAGAAUUGCCGUAUUUCUCCAAAAACGAAUCUCUCGUAUUUCAACUAAAACGAACACGGUUUAUGCGCACACAGUGUAUUCGUGUCUAUAACGUAAAUACAUUUUAACGGCCACUAUGGCGUGUGUGUAUGUGUGUACGCGCGCGUUAAAUACAAGGACCGUUGUCUUUUUUUUUUUUCGUUCGGGUACCCUGUAACGGGGCGGUGGCCCGUUAUGUCGGUGUAUUGCAAACGGUCCCGUUGUCCGGGUAACGGGAUCCGGGCAACGGUAUACACCGCAUAACGGCGGCGGCCCGUCGUCGUUAGUGGCGGCGGCGGUUCGUCGUCGUCGUCGUUGUAAGCGGCGGCGGCAUAUUCUCUCUCCUAGCUCGCACGGACCAAAACGCCACCGAACCGCUGACGACGGUCAACACCGUUAUGACCCGAUCUUUAGGUCCGGAGGUGGUUCACACUCCGUUUGGUCUGUCCGUUCUUUUUUUUUUUUCCAUCGUCUGCCCGAAUUAAAAAACGUAUUCCAUUAUAAUAAUAUUAUACCGGUAUCGGUUAAAUUCUAUCUGAUCAUUUUCCAACCAGAUAUUCAAUGUUCGAAACGUCCGCGUAGGCGGUUUACUGUUGUUCGAAAUAAUACCAAAGUACACGCCUAAUAUAAUAAUAGUAGAACGUUACUUUUCGUUGGGUAUUUUAUCGGCGACGUCUUGGUUGUUUUGUCCGUGGUCGAUAUUAAUAUUUCGUACGGAUUCUCACGUUAUUCUUUAUAAUUUAAAGAAUACCGGGGGGGGGGAAAGCCUCCUAACUAUAAACUUGUUAAUAAAUUGAGAAUAUAGGUUGUUUUUUUUUUUCAAAACCUCGAUACCUAAUUGACCCCCGAUAUUUUCGGGAGGGGGGGGAAUUGUCUUUAAUAUCUCUAGAACGUGAACAAAGCGUUUAGAUAAUCGGGUUUUCGACCGCUACGGGUAUCGGUUUUAAUUAUCGGAUAUCGAAAAAAAGCACAUGUCGGUCCACCACCCUGCUAUAGUAUUUAUCGUACGCGUUAUUAUAUUUAGGACCGUUCAUAGAUGGAUUUUCUAAAAAUCUAAAUUUCGAAUAUUAACGCGAGCAAAACGAUCCCAACCAGUAAAUCCGGGAUAUUAGAUAAAUAUCAUGUACAUUAUAUAAUAUAAAGAUUCCUAAUAAAAAUACAGGUACCUGUGUCAUAUUAUUUUUAUCUUUAGUUGUCUAGGGCUUUCUCCCCUCUUACGUUUUAAACGGUACACAUUGAUCGAACCCAAAUUCGAGUAUUCGACCUUUCUGUACUCAAAUUAUUGACCUACUCUGGUAUUUCGGAGACUAUUCGAGGUCAAACCUAUCGCCGGUGUAAUAAUUAGUCACUCGGGCAUCAACAUAUCAAUAUGUAAUGACAAGGACUGGAUGAGAUUAUCCAGCCUGAAAAAUGUAAAUUGUUUACUGACUUUCAGUUUUUCGGUGAAAAAAUACACCAUCAAAUGAUAAUCGGUUACAUCUAUAAAAGUUUACAUUAAAAUUCGCCUCUCAUGAUAUCAUACCACGCAUACUCGUUAGUCACCACUCAGAUUUAGUAAAAUAAAUUAGAAAUUAUGUAUCGUCGACUUCUUAGAAAACCUCGUAAGUGGUUUUUUUUUUGGGUGGGAUCUUUGAACAACUUACUUAUCUAUCAAAAAUCUUGUUCUUAUCAAAAGCUGUAUAGGAACUUUAUUGUUGAUUAGGUUAUGUAGCAUUUUUGGUAAGGUUGAUCUAUUAUGGAGGUCAUCUUUUGAUUAUCCCAGUACUUUUGUUGAUAAACGUUUUCUUGUCUCAGAUUUGCAAAAUUAAUUAAAAUCUACUUACGAAGUUUUGCUCUGUAUCCGACGAUAUUAUAUGGACUGCAAUAAUGUUUACUACACAGAGAACAACUAACAAUACUUGUGAUUCGUUGCAUAAUAAUUUAAACACCUGUAUAUCUUUAGAUGUAUUUAAAUUUGCAAAAUUACAUAAAUAUUUUAACACAAUUUUCUAUUGUUCUAAUAAAAUUUGUGAGACAGGCAACAAAUACAAUUAAAUACAAUAUUGACGGAUAAGUACCUUAGUUUAUGGAACAAAUAAAAUCGAAUCAAAUUACAUCACAUUAAAACGUUAUCGAAUUAAUUUUAAACUUAUCAAGUUAAAAUAAUUAAUUUUGUUUAAAUUGUAAUAUUUUGUAAUUAUGCGACAUUAUUGAUAUUUAAUCAGUCAUUAUACAACGGUGUUUUUCUAUUUUAAUUUUAUCAUCUACCCAGUCUCUUUUCGUAGGUAUCAUUUAUAAUAAAUUAUAAGUAUAAGAAUUGUCUGUGGAAAUUCUCGUAGAAGAAGAUUAUCUAUCUGAAGUGGGAAACAUUUGAGUUAACGUAUUUUUUAAAAUCGGUAGGUAAUUCAAGUAUCCUUUAAUAUUGUUAUUAAUUUUCAUUGUGUAAAUGUUCACGGGAAGCCAUUCGAGUGUGCCCGUUUUAAAAGCUAAUUGAUGCUCACACUCUUUAUUGUUCAUGAAAUUAACAUAAAAUCCCUACUUAUAACCUCAGUUGUUGCAGUAAAAUCGACUUCACUUGAAGGUUUUUUUUUCGCUCUCUAAGAAUAAAUUGUUGACUGCAUUCUACACAAUAUUAUUAUUACGAAUACUAAAAUAAACAUGAAUAAUUGUACCGAAAUACAGUAUUCAAUUCGAGUGCACUAUAUACCUUAUUAUAACACAAUUAAUAUUUUCUGCGGUACGUGUACAAAGUUAUAAUUUAUUCGGGUUUUAAAGAAAAAAUUUAAAAAAAUAAACCCGCGUUCAAUGCAGCAAUAGAUGUUACGGAUAGGACAUUUUAUUACUUAUUUUUCGUCUCCAAGUAUAUUGUUCAUUCGAUUGGUACAUUGAUACCUAUUUCAUGAUAACUGACUUGUUGUGUUGCACAAUAUUAUCGUUGAAUAACGUGCGUUAUUAGACAAUAUUUUCAAUGGAUAUUAUUUUUGUUAUUUAAUUCGUACCGACGAACUGGUCUGAAAUGAAAUAAAAAAAAAAGAAGCUUUUAUAACAGUAAAAAUUUAAAACAAUAGAGGUAGGUACCUAUCCUAUACGUGAUAUUUUUUUAUCGACGACAUAUUCGUUAUAGAAUUCGGAUGAGCCUGUUAUUAUAAUCUAACGCAAUAAAUAUUGUCUAUUAUUAUAAUAUUUAUGUGGCCGCCUCCUCCGCGUAGUUUCCACAACUAUGCAUUUUUUUUUUCUCUACAAAACUCGGCCCGACCGUGAUAUUAAUAUCACCUCGGGCGGAAACAGGAGAGUGGGUAUGGACUAGAGAGGUUUAGCCCCCGCCCUGAACAACCUUUGUUAUUCAUUUACAAUAAUUUUAUCGUUUUACCGAAUUAAAUGAUUCAUAAUAUUUUAUUCUAAUUAUUAUUGCCGAGCAAGAACCCACGUUCUUUGGAAUUGCAUUUCUACAUAAUAUAAUCAUAAUAAUAUGACACUACGUUAUGAUAAUGUUAUAUUGUUAUGUCUUUAUCUCGGUGUAUUUUCUAAAUUUAAACUUGAAAGUAUUUAUUUUGUUUAAAGUAGUAUUACUAAAUGUCACUAUAAAACAAUACGUCUUGUUUGUGGCCAAGGUCAAACGUAUUUUUUUUUUUCAAACAGAAGAUUAAAAAGUGUUUUUUUCUCCAUUCGUAAAAUAUUAUAAUUUUGUUCGGUAGGUGCAUACCGAUACGAAUUCAAAUUUAAUUGGGUAUACAGUGAAAAUGUGUAGUUUUUCAAAAACCUUCCUCCCAAUAAUUACAAUAAUUGCAACGUUGUUUUAUUCAAAUGUUUUUUGUGUUCGGUCGCUUUUUUGUGUGUACGUUAAAAUAUAACACUAAUAAUCGAUUGGGUAAAUUAAUAUUUUUAUCGGAAAACAAAAAAACAAAACAAAACUAUUUCAUAUACAUACUACGUACACUGCCCGUAUUUUGGAGUAUAAUUUAACUUGAUUUACUUUUUUUUUUUUUUUAUAUAUAGUUUGUUUACGUUUAUUUGUAACAUAUUCUUUUCACGCUUUUAUUGCAUUACCUAUUGUAUAAAUAUUAUUAUUUUUUUUUUUACAUAUUAUAUAGGUAUAAAUCACAACUUAUACCCACUUUUAGCUAGGUAUUCGACGUAUGCGAGAACAAAUGCGCGUGUAUGUUAUUAUUAUUCAUAAUUAUUUGUUUUUUUUUUUUUUUUUUGUAAAUUAAGCUUGCUAAAACUCGUUGUAUAGGUUUUGUGUUUAAAAAAGUGGAUCAGCGCGUCGUGCGUUGCGUUAUUAUCCGUUCUAGAUAUACGGCCCGGCAAAGCGAAUCGCGUGGUUUUCGUGCGUGCGCGGGGGUGAUGGGAGGGGGGAACCGCAGAUUUUAUUUUUUCAUUAUUAUUAUACAAACACAGUGUGUCCCAAAUAUGCGCGUUCGGGGUUUUUGCUUUUUUUUUCGUUGUUUUCUGCAGAUGGUUUAUUUUUUUUCCCGUACCGUUUAGACCAAAAAUAAUCACAAAAUACAUAUCACAAUACAUUAUAUCGCAUUUAGACGCACUAAACACACAUUGUUAAUACACAGCGCGUACCUACGUUUUACAAGAUAAAAUACAAAUGACAUAUUUACAAAAAUUGGGCGGGCCGUCUUCUAAAAAAAAAAACCGGGCGUCGACCUUAUCAGAGGGAGACCUUGUGAAUCCAGGACCACACCCUGCCGAUAACGUUUUUUUUUUUUUUUUAUUAAUAACAAUAACCGUCGCACUAUAUAAUAAUAUUAUAUUAUAUCAUUACGUUACAGUGUCACUGUAGACGAUAUAUUUUUUUUUUUGUGCGCACAAACUGCCGUGCGGCUCUUAAUAAUAAUCGUGGUGUAGAAAAAAAAAAACACCCGUUUAUCUUUUUUCAUACGCUGACUUCAAAAAUACCUAAGCGGUGUUAGUUAUCGUAACAGUAAUAAUAAUAAUUUGAUUUUUUUCGUUUGUUCUUAUUAUAGGUUCAGAGACCGGAGCAAAGCGUGAUGCAGGCGUUGGAAAGUUUGAACGACUCUCAGGUAAAUACUGCUGCAACAAUCGUUAAUAAUAUUGUCGUUGUUUGUUUUACUAUAAUGCCCAAUAAUAAUAUGCAAUACUUUCGACGUUACAAACUAUUCUUAAUGUUAUAUUUUUUUUUUAAACGACGUCGCCGUUAAAAUUUAUUAAAUCGCAUUGUUCACUAUACGAACGACACGAAUUAUUCGCAAAAAUUAAUCGUAAUUUUAUUUUUUAAAUUAAUUAAAAAGACGCCACACCCGCGCGUGAUGUCUCGCCGUAUCCGUCGUGUACAUAAUGACCACCGGCAUAGCACACAUUAUUCGUUUAAUACAGGGACAACUUUGUGCUGUUGUUUUUAACGAAUAUUGGUCUAUUAUCAAUUUCGAAGAUUAGAACGUUAUCUGCGCAACUACGUCGUUUUUUUUAAAAACAAAUUUUUAAGCGAGAUACGAGUACUUUAAAUAUCGCAAUUUCAAAAACGCUCAAAAAAAAAAAUCUACAUAGUCACGCAGAUAAUGUUCUUAUCUUUCGGGUUGGUCGUAUAGGUCAGUUCGUUACUCUAAUAUUAAAACUAACGGCGCAAAGUCGUCCCAGCCGAACGGAAAUGCGAUGCGUUCGUAGACACAAAACGGCACAUGUGGCACGCGUGGGCGUGGCGUCCUCUUAAGUGUACUGGUAUUUUUGGGCUACAUCAUAUUAUCAUUAUUAUUAUUAUGCGAACAUGACGUACAUAACAUAUUGACGUUUAUUUCUUCCUUUUUUUUUUUCGAAACAUUAUUAACAGAUAAAAUUCUAUUAAUAAAUUAUAUUUCUGUUUCCUUCGGCAUUGGGAUCGACAUACUCGUAACACACAGCCACGCAGCGAUACGAACUGUCGCUUUGUUAUUUCUCCGAUUAUUUUUUAUACACGCGAGUCGCGAUAAUUAUUGGGAAAUUAUGUAUUAUGAUGAACGGUCUGUACAGUUUUCGAUAACAUUGAGAUAAAAACUACUUCCUGCGUAACUCGUCUCAUUCGGAAUAACGAUUCGUCAACGCUCACAUCGCACACAGCCACCGAUUUUAUCGCUAACAUAUUAUUAUUAUUAUUAUUAUCAUCAUCAUCGAUUAGUUUGUUUGUAUUAUUUAUGACAUACACGCGCAUUGUCAGAAUUGUUUUUUUCGCCUUUGACGGCAACAACGCAACGUACGUGGUGUGUGUGUGUGUGUGUGUGUGUGUGUGUGUGUGUGUGUGUGAAAUUGUACAUUUGUACUGCGCGAUUCGUUUAAAAUUUCUCACGACAAAAAUGUAUAAUAUAAUAUCAUAACGUGUAACCGAGUAUGUUUAUUAUUGUAGAUGUAUUGUGACGACUCCUGAUUUUUGGGGUCGAACCGAGCUCGAGGCAUACUUUUGUUAGACGAAGUUCAAAUCAAUUUAAAAAACAAUUUACGAGUGUUGAUAAAAAAUAAAAAAAUAAAAAUGUCUUCAUUUAAACGAAUAAGUAGACCGUUUCAUUUAUGUAUCGUAUAUGGCUAUAUUAUAAUAUGUGGCAAUUACUUUAAGUAACCGACCGAAGGGUCUGUUCGAUUAUAAAAUUAAUUAUGUUAUUCGUCACACAUUCGAUGUAUAAACGUAUUAAAAUUAGAAAAAAAAAAAAAACAAACAGCGAUAUAGUAAUACGGAUUAAUACAUUCAUUAUUCAUUUAUAUCGUUUUUCCGCGACACUAAAUCGUACUAAAUGAAUCCGAAUUAAAAAUAAUGCGCGGUUAAAAAUACCGUGCGAGAUGUAAAAAUAGACGUUCUCGCGUAGUAAGCGAUUAAACUUUCGAGUCGAAAGAGGUUAAUGCAAAUCGAUAAUGCGCACUAGUGUUAUUACUAAACACACCGUGCGUCGUUCGAUCAUCGACGACUAAAUUGUGUCCGUAUAAUAUCAGAACAAACAACGCGGACGCAUAAAUUAUUAUAAUGAUAAAAUAUUAUUUGAUUUCCGCAGGUCAACGAUUUCCUAUCCGGCAAAGCACCGUUAAACCUCACGAUGAGACUGGGCGACCAUAUGAUGCUCAUCCAAUUACAAUUGUCCACCGUGUCGUCGUCGGGGUCGUCGAAACGGCUGCAGACGGCAGCUUCGACCGUGGCCAGCACGGGUACCGCGGCGUCCGCUUUGAGCGCUUCGACCGUGGCUCCGGAACCGCCCCCGCAGGCCACCGCCACGGCUGCUACCGCGUGUUCGGCGGGCAACAUCAUCGGCACCCCUAGACUGAUACCCGGCGUGGACGCUUACCCGAUCACCCGCGUCCGUAACGUGUCCGACGACAGCGACGACAACUCGAUGGAUACGACGGAGGACGCGCCGCCCGAACGUUCAAUGACGCCGCCGACGCCCGCGCCCGCGCCCGUCGAACAGGCGGCACCCGCCGCGACACCCCCGGCGCCCGCGACGGCGUCUUGUUCGUGCGACGCGAGCACGUCGACCGCGUCCACCACCACGGCCGCGGCCGCGGGCGACAAACCGCAACUGGACACCCGGGCGCUGGCGGAGGCUUCCCGGAAUCUUACCCAGACCCUGAAACAACUGUCCUCGGAAGUGCUCACCACGAAAAGCGGUUCCAAAGAAGUGAGUGUUCGCGGAUUUCGCGUAAAUAAAAUACGGCGUUUGGGGGGGGGGUGUAGGGGGAAGGGGAAACGAGAAAAACGUAAUGAACGCGACGACGAUAUAUUAUUAUAAUGUCGUAUACCGUCGUCGUCGCCGGGGGAACUUUUCAUUAUUCGCAGUGGCGGUCGAAUAUCUAAAAUUAGCGCGUGUCGUUCCGACGACGGCGCGCGCCCAUUCGAUAUUUCGGGCGGAUUGAUUCUGACGAUUUUCAUGUGCCGCCCCGGACGUCGUCGUGUCGUCAUAUAAUUAUUAUCGAUUGUCGCGUGGGCGGCAACGUUGCUGAAUCCGGCAACGCAGGGGCCCCGGGGUAUAUAUACUAAUUCGGUCUCGCGUCCCGAGGGUUAUUAUGAUCAAUGCGUCGCCGUCGUACCACGGCCGCAGCAGCAGCAUCCGCGCGCACACGCGCGCGGGCGCGGCGAACCGCCGCCGCCGCCGCACACACGGACGGGAAAAAAGUUUCGUGUCGCCGGCGACGAUUGUCGACGUUGCCGUUCACUCGUUUCUCGUUCACGUACUAACCCAUGCCGCCGCCGCCGCCGUCUUUGUGAGCGGCGCGUUGUGCGUAUAUAAUAUUAUUAUAAUACACGUAUACUACUACUACUACUACUACUACUACUACUAUUAUUAUUAUUGCUAUUACCACUACUACUACAACACACACGUCCGAUGACCUCAAUUCCAGGUGAAAUACGGCCGAGUUUCUUUGCACGACCGAAUUAAUAAACGUUGUAUAGAAACGAAAGAUAGCGCGUGGUGUUGCGCGUGAAAGAGACACGAUAUUUAAUAAUAAUAUAAUACGCGUACCCGAUUUUUAUAGGCAUUUACAAUAACACGACGUUUGUCCGUCGUACUGGUUGUUUUUUUUUUUCUGUGGUAACUUUUGGACUCCCCGUUCAGCGCAUGAUAUUAUUUUAAUAUAACGUGCGCGCGGACGCGUAUCGUUUGUUUUCGGUGUUUUUUUUUUUUUUUUGUUUUCGUAUUUUCGGUCUCGCGUGCGUAUGCACGCGAAAACGUUAUGCGACCGCGGCCCCGGCAGAAUCCGGGUAUUCCCGUAGCCGUUCGCGCGGGGCGUGGUUGGGCCGCCACGGUGAAAUCGACGUCAUAUUGAUCACGCGGGAGGUCGCUUAUCACAAAGGCCCCGGGCCGGUGCGACCUUUUGUGUUGUGUGUAUAGUACUCGCGUUGCUAUAUAUACGCACGCACACACGCAUAUAUACCUUGUUUUCCAUUGAUCGGCUCUCUCUGACCCGACACCCCCCCCCACCUUCAAUUUCUACGUUUAAACGCCGAAAACAAUAAGAAUUGUGUGUGUGUGCGCGCGCGCGCGCGCUCUUGCAUAUUAUCCUGUGUAAUAUUAUGUAUCCGUCCCGAUUCGAAUGCAAAUUUCUUUAGCUUUUUGAUAUACGUACUGUUUAUUACGCAGGUACCGCCAUAUUAUAAUGUUUAUUAUAAAUUAAGAGCCGCGCAUUUUCAACGCAUUAAAAAAAACACAAACAAACCUUGAAAGCGUCUCGAAAUGCGGCGUGAUUAACGCGAUAAACGCAUUUGAAAUUCCGUAAAAAACGCCGGAAUGUAAUUUUGUCGACAAAUGCGUAUUUUAUAUUAUCGAAUCCAUAUUAUGAUAAAUCGCAAUGUAUUUUUAAUGCCGUAAUCGCUCCGUGUAUGAAAAGUCGUAGAACAGUCGUCAGAUUUGUGAAACGCAGUGGUGUUUGUUCAAAAACGGAAUAAUAUGUAAAACAAAAUGUUCGUCAUAUUUUGUAAAUCCGAACUUUAUUCCUUUUUUACCGUAAACUAUACCGUUUUGGACAGUUAUUUUUACGCGUAUCCGGGACGCUAUGGAUUUUAUGGUGUGUUGUUUUUUUUUUUUUUUUUUUUUAUUUUACAUUUUAUAUAUACAUACAAUACAACGAAAACAUCGUCGGGUUUUCUCCGGUCCGGGAUUUAUAUAAAAACCGUACACGCCGUUCUAUACCUACUGUUAUAAUGUGCCUCCAGCGGACGAUUCGGAAAACGUAACCGUAAACGAGAUCCGUGUUUUACGGUACUCGGCGUUCCAGUUGGCCGGACAACGGUGUCUGGUAACUGUGUCGAUUCCGCCGGGGCCGCCUCGGAUACGCGUAAAAAAUAAACUCUACGGCAAAUAGAGCGGACCGAACACACGGCCGGCGGCAAUCAAUAGGUACACCGAGCCGAGAGUACUACUUUCCCCUCACCCCCUCUACAAUAUCGCGGUACUAUUAUGCUAUACGGAUCUACUACUACUACCAUUACUAUUAUUUUUUUAUUUUUUUUUUUUUAUUUUACAUUUUAUAUAUACAUACAAUACAACGAAAACAUCGACGUCUUUUCUAUUUAUUAUUAUUAUUAUUAUUAUUUGGUAUAGGUUAAUAAUGCCUAUAUAUAUAUAUUAUAUUUUCUCUCGAUUCGUAUUUUAUUUUUUUAUUUUACUUAAUUCACGAAUGGGGGAGGGCGAACAGGACGCGCCGUCGUUUACAAUAAUAUAUUACGAGUAUGUACGAAAUCGUGCAAAAAUUUCAUCCGAAUACAAUAUGAUAUUAGAUAUUGUAUAUGUUUAUAUGUACAGUAAAUAGAUACCGAAAAUAUAAUUUAUUGAUAAAACUUUAUAAUAUCCACACGUUCCUUGUGUAUACGUCCCGUCGUAUUAUACGAGUAUAACCUGAAAACAACAGACGAGUAAUAAAUAAUUUAAAACAAACGGUUUGAACACGAAAUAUCGUAUUUGGCAUUUUGUUCUUUGAUUAUCAUAUUGUCAUCAUCGAUUUUUCUUUAGCAUGCGAUAAUGCACUUAUAAUAUUAUUUUAUAUUAAAUGUGUUUUUGACUCUUGGUUGUACAUUAUUGUUAUGUAUAGGUUCUAGGAUAUUAUAUAUGAACGUAUUUUUCUCCUUAAAAAUAUCAAAUCGGAAUUAUGCGUUUAAUUAAAAAUACGAGACAGAAUAUUAUACCGAAUACGAAAUGUUUUAUUCAUCGUGGGGUCACGUGAAGGGGUUGUUAAUGGACAACGGUCCAGUGGGCGUCGUCCGCCCGACGUCUCUUUCCGUCAUCCCCCUCGUGGCAACCGACUCCUACGCGUCGUCGUACCCAACACAACAUAGUAAUCUUUGCUCCACGUGAAUCAUAUUACUAUAAAUAUGUAUUAUAAUAUAGUAUACAUAUUUAUAAUAUAUACUAAGACGAGAAUAAAUUAUUUAUGUAUAUAAUAUAUUAUGGUGGUGCCAUAUGAAUAACAGUUUUUUUUUUGUUAACUAAACCUUUUUUAUACUAUCUACAUUCUACACCCGACCAUCGGUCGAACGUGUACCAUAAUAUGACGUAUACUUGUUUACAUUAAUUAUCUUAUAUUCGAUUAUUGUUAUUAUGCGUCGACGUAGGCCCAUCACAAUAACAUGAUUUGUUUGAUUUAAUGGUUAUAAAAAAGAAAAUUGUUUUGUGGGGUUUAGAAACGGUUUUUCUAAUUUUCACCAAUUCCAGUGAAAUUUAAAAAUUAUCGUUAACACUGUUAUCGUGAUAACUUAUCAUUCGUUCACUUGGCAAGUCUUAUUAAUUAUAAGACUAAUCGUUCGCUAUAGUCUACGGUCCGAUACCAAUCUCAAGUGGCAUGGAUACCUUCGAUUUUAUUCGAAUUGCAUUUUAGAUCGUUAGGCGGUUGACAUUUAGACGUACUCAUUGUUAUUUGUUCUCAGUCUUUGAUUUCAAUUUUAGAUUCUGAGCGUAACGAAGAAUAUGUUAUAGUUUUACAAUAAUGUUUAAUUUUAUUUUUUUUAACCGUGAACAACUUUUUUACCAGAAAUUUUCCUUCUAUUUUCAUGUAUAGCACUUUUUCUGAUAAGAAAUCUGUCUAGAGUGAUACUUAACAAAGGUCACUUUUUGAUUUUCCCAGAAGCUUUCAUUAUAAAUGAGAAAAACAGGAAAAUUUACGAAAUUUAAUAUUUUAAAAUCGUAAAUAUUAUGGCCUUUUAAAGAUUAUUUAUAACUGAACUUCACUUAGAAUCGUUUUUCGUUAACAAUAAUCGGACGUUGCGUACAGAUACAGAAUACAUUAAGUUUCUAUCUUCCCAACUUUUCACCUAAAACAAUGGGGCCCAACCAUCGUGCGAAGUAUAUCCGUUUGUUUUUAAAAAAUGUAUUAUUUUGGGUGUGUUAAAAAAUGUUCUAAGUUAUUUAGAAAGUCGAUAUUUUAAUUUAAAAUUUGGCUUGUCCAAAAUGGAUACACAAAUGUAAUGCGGUUAUUUCACGGAAUUUUCAAAAAAUAAUCUGAAAAUCUAAAAACUUUUCCCUUAAUAACUUAGAAAGUAUAUCAACAAACACAUCAGGCUUUAAAAAUAAAAUCGAACAUUAGGGAGUUAUGAUGUCUGAUUGGCAAUUUUCCACCGCUUAUUUGUCUAAAACAUACGAAAAAUAUAGGUGUGUUUGAACCCCCUUAAUAUAUCGUUUACAUUUUAAUAUCAAUGACAUUAAUCUUGUUUAUCGGUAUACAGAACAAGAAAAAUCAAUUACAGGGUAGGAUACUACAAAAAGGCUAUAUUCGUUUAUUUAUUAGAUAAACGUGUCGCUCCUCUGUCUAUAUAUUGUAAUAACAUUACUAUUACUUAAAAAUCACCGACAGGUUGACUUGGAAAUAACAAAAACGGUUUUAAAUAUAAAUAUAAAAACGCAACAAAUAAAAAAAUCCAUUAUUUUUCCUGAGCCUAAGUAUUAAAUAUUACGAUUUUAUAUAAAUACUGAUGACUAUAAUACCCGUAUUAUAUUUUUCUGUUUGCUACUCCUAUUGCUAGCAUACAUAAAAUAAAGUAGCCUAGUAGUAAUUAACUUAUGUGUAAGACGUGUAAGCUUUUGGAAAUUGAAAUUUCAAAUUUUACUAUUAAUAGGCGUUGAAACCAUACAGCAGAUACAAAUUUAAAAAAAUAAUGGGUAGGUAUAUCGAAGGACUAAAAGUUGGCAAGUUAGUUCGAAAACCGACACUUCACGCACAUAUUAUAAAAUACUACUUAAUAACUAAUAAUCUAUAGCAGACCAACAACUAGGAUUUUUAUAAAUCUUUAUAGUCUCCAUAAGUCUUAUAAGACAUAAAAUACCCGAAGUUUUCGACAAUUCCGUGCGAACCGAAUUUUCAAUCUUCAUACAGCUCAUUUAAAACACGCAUCUACCUUAAAAUGUAUUCUUAGACAAUGAAAAUAUGAAAAAUUAAAAUAAAAACAAGAUACAGAAUAUUCUGCAGAGUAUUCGAUUUCUAAUACCCAUCAUAAUAUCUAUAAAACCGUGGCACAAUAGAAAUUACUACAAAUAGACCAAUUGGUUUCUCGUCCCACUCAGAAUCUAGAUUGUUUAAAAAUCCAACAUUUAUUAUUAUCGUAUUCGUGAUCGUAUAAAAUAAUAUGUACGUUUAUAAAGUGUAUAAAUUACAUAUGAUGUUUAACUGACAACUGUUAUUUUUUUUUACGAUUUACCCAAUGUUAUGUGUAUUUAAAUCGUUCAUUGGAUUCGAACAGUUUAAUAAUCCGUGUACAUAUAAAAGAAAAAAUUUUAUAUGUACACAUCGCAGACCUAAGGAUGAUUUAUAUUUGGAAAAAUGGCCAAAGUUUUUUAAACGCCUUAUACAAUUUUAAAGUGGUAUAAAUUCUCGUGAAACACAUAAUACUAAUAUGUAAAGUAUAUAUGCACACAAAUAGGUGUAAUACAUUAUAGUUUAUAAUAUAAUUUAUUAUAUACACUCGGUUUAUUAAGUAUGAAAAAUAAAAACGCAAUAGUAUAUGUGUUCUUUGUCUCGUGAAAUUAAUUACAACAUGUACCAGAUAGUAUAAUAGUGUUUUAUGUAUUAUCUGAACGCUGCAAAUAUUAAUAAAAUAAAAAUUUGGGUCAUUAUUACUAGUCUGCUGUAAUACUCGUUAUUAUAGUGUAGAAACGAAAACACAACAACUACGCGUCGUUUAUGUGAUUUAUUUCUUAUCUGAAGAAGUAUACGAGUGUAUAAUAUUAUUAAAAAAUUAAUAUUAAUAUUUGUACGAGUUCGACUACGUUGCCUAAAAUAUGUAUCACGAGUUUAUCAUCGUAGACAACACAACAACACUUAUUUUAAAACAGCGUUAUUGAUAAUUUCGUAUUAGAUUAUAUGGUCCAUACUGAUCAGAAUUUUUUUUUUUUUUACGCAAUACGUACUGAAUUAAAGUAAUACGUAAACCGUAUGUCUGAGUACAAAUGUAUGUAAUCUGUUUAAAACAUGUAAAAUAAUUAAUUUGGUUUUUUUUUAAAUUUGUUGAAUGUUAAAAUAUAGUGUUAAUAAUAUUAUCGAUGCACCUAUUAUAUUAUUAUUAUUAUUUCUGAUUUAAAACUGUGAUUGUGUAGCAUAUUAUACGAAUAGUUUGAAUUUGUAUCGUUUUAAAUCUGUGUACCGUUUGUAUAUUAUUUGUAUGUCUUCUGUAGGUUAAAUGUAUAGAAAGAGAACUCAGCACCGCAGGUGCACUUGAGAUUUAUAUAAGGAGAUCGUUAAAAUCCGUCAAAGCGAACGAAAUACGAGAGACAACAAGGGUACGACCCCGGAAUUGUCGUCGUAGUUCUACUCUUUUAAAUCUAAUUGUUUACGUUUAAAUUCCAACAUAUAACUAAAAAUAUGAUUACGUAUAAAGGUUCAAAAGGUGGCCAAAGCCAUAAGCAAUAUGAUGACUACUAUAAUAUAAUUAUAGUGGGUACUUACUUGUAUAUUAUAAUAUAAUAUGUGCGUACACGUUUAUCUUUUUUUUUAACACCCUAUUCGGAUGAAAAUAAAACGAACGGCCCACGGAUAUCGGAGAUACGGAUUUACUUACAACUCUACUAUCACUACACUUAUCUUUUUUUUUUUUUGGAUAUACUAAAAUUUAAUAUCCAAUUGAAUGUAUUUUUCAAUUCGAUUUUUUUGUAUUGACUUUUCUCCUUGAAAACAUAAUUUAUGUGGCCUACCUAAUAUAGUAAUAUAUACAAUUAUAUAUAUCUCCUAAAGAUCGUUGCUGCUCGAUCGAUUAUUUGCUGAUUAUUUUUGGCUUGUAUAUUAUUGGUGUGCAUUUUCUUUAUGUGUAUUUUUUUCCAUAGUUAAUUUUAAAUUCAUAUUAUUCCGUUUCACACCAUUAAUACCGUUUUAUUUUCCCACGGAAAUACCGUAAUAAUAAUUAUUACGAAUGACGAACUGUUAAUAUUUGUGUAACGUUUUAAAUGCCAGCUGUACAUAAAAUGUUUAUAAACUUUCCAUGACGUCAAUUCAAUCAUAUAAUAAUGAUUUUCACGACUGUAAAGUGUGUUUCCUAUUUCUUGAAUAUCACCUAUCAAUUUUCACUUGAAUCUAAAUCUUUCUGAAUUCUGUAAUUUAAAUUUCUUUUUUAAGUGUGCAGCGUACCUAAAAUAAAUUAAUAUUGUCGCAUGUUAUAAUAUAAUGUUGCUGUUAUAUGCGUUUUGACAUGUUCAUUCUCCGACAUAUACAGAAAAAUAUCCAUUUUUCAUUGGCCAUUACUCCUCGUUAUUCAAUAUACUAUUAUCACCGAGUAAAAUGAUUAAUUGAAUAAGCGUUUUCUUUGAUUAAUGAGUAUUUAUAACUGUAGUAAUUAAUAAAGAGUCAAUAUUGAAAUAUUCACCGAGUCUGGUAAAUAGACAAAUAUUGCCGUUGUGUAGAAUUAAGCAUUAUAAAUCGAUCAAAUAACGAAAAUAGAAUAUACAAACAUUUAAAUUUAUUACGAUAAUAGUUUUGCAUUAAUAUUCUAUACAUCAUCGUCUUAAGUAGACGUUAUACUCUCGUCUACUAACUCAGUCUAACUCAGAAGUAACGGGAAACGUAUAGUAAGGGGUACCUAGAACGUAAAUUGUGGCGUUUAGGUUGAAACUAAAAGUUUGAAUUGAAAAUUAAAAAGAAAAUUUUCCAACAGUAUGUAUACGUAAUUUUUUUCAAAAAAGUUUCAGCUAGGUAUUUAAAAAAAAAAUGCAUGGCUAUAACUUUUUGUAUGACAAUUUUUCAGGCAAAAAAACCAUGUACAACCGUUAAAAAUGUUCUCUUCUUUAUAUUUUGUUAUUCGUAUCCAGACUCUAAUUUAAACCUAAACGCCACAAUUUACUUUCUAAGUAAUUUUGCUAGGUUGCCCGUGUUAGUGUUUGACCGGGUCGGUACAUGCGGGUGUGGCGCCUCUAAAUAUGUCAUUGUGUGCAACCACAGUACUGUAGUGUAGUAUUAUAUUAUUUUGUGUCUAAAAAAAUCGUACAUUUAUCGAAAUUGUACGUACUAUAUUCAUACAUAAUCGAUGAAACAACCAUCCUUUCGUUUUUCUCGCGUUAAAAUAAUUACAAAUAAGUUUGAAAUAAUUCAUAGCAAUAGCCGAGUAAAAAUGAAUAUGACUUAUAAUAGGUAGUGUUAACGUUGUUGCAUAUAUAGGCAUCUUUUUGCAGUUUUGUAUCACUUUCACUUUGACAGUUACUUAUAUUAUUAUAAUAGGCGUGCGGUUCGUAAUCUGCGGCUAUACAAUAGAUCCUUCGGUUUUUUUUUUUUUUACAACUCUCCGUGUCAACCGUAUGUAGUAUUAUUGCCGACGAAAAGUGUAUUUCUAUACCUAUACUAGUAAAAAUAUAUUCGGCCGAAACAAGUUUCGACAAAUUAUUAGUUAAAUAUAAGGUUACCUUCUUCAGGGGCAGGGAGGGGGGACCCAGACUGGUCCCAGACGCGAUAUAAUCGACACGCGUCGACCGCGUUUUUCGUGCGCGUAUAUCGUUAUUCGCAAUCCGUGUGCAACGGGAAAAACGAUAUUUUUAACAGUCCGUCGCAUAUCGAUUCGAGUGCCGUGCACGUCUAUUUUCAGUGGCGUGCUCGGGGUUAAUAUCCAACCCCCCCCCCCGCCCCGCCCGCAAUCGGUUUGAAAACACAACGGCCGUUUUAUACGAGAGUUCGGUCGGUGUGAGUUACCAAUUAGUAAUUUUUCGUUGAAAAUAUACUGUGUUUCAGCCGAGUAGUCGCCGGGGAAAAAGGAGAGAAAAACUAUUGGGAAAACCGGGUUUUAAAUAUCUCGUUGUCGGGGGUCCCGGCGUCGCGGUAGAAUUAUCGGCGGUUUAAUCGCGAACCCAUUAUUAUUUUUGCCCCGUGAAUACCUCGCGUCGUAAAUUCCCGGGCGCGCCACCGAGCGGUUAUUACACGCGAGCCGUGCGAGUGCCCUCGUCGUACAACAACAGUGUAAUAUAUCGUGGUAAUAACAUAAGCCGGUAUCGUCCUAACCGAAAUGACAUUGUUCGUACAUAGUGAAUAUCCGUCGUACCGUGGUGCAACUUAUUACCUAUAGGCAGUAAAGUUGUAGGCGAACACGCAGGUCUACACCACGCAGAAUUACAUAAUUAAAUUCGUUUUACCCCCCUCCCGUUUAAUAUGAUAUUAUUAUGAUAAUUUUAAUAUUCGAAUGGUCGUGAUAAUAACGCCGCGCGCGCGCGUGUGUGGGUCUCCUCCUCCGUCCCGCUUCUGCUGCCCCGUCCCGCCGCCCCCAGACGGGCAGCGACGUCGGUUUAUAUUUGUUCGUGAUGUUGUCGGUGGCCCCGCCGCCAUAAAUAAAUAUUAAAUACAAUUUUUUUUUUCCCCCGUGUCUUUCUUCAGAAAUAACUCCACUGCUGUUUGUAGCGCGGCCGCGGCGCGUCGGUAUCGCUUGUAAUAAUAAUAAUAUAUUAUCGCCACUGAGACUGUGUUGCCGCAUAUAGUUAUAACAGUCCGCUCGGGCCGGAGCGGCUCGCCACGCGCGCGCACAAUAAUAAUAAUAAUAAUAAUUGUUAUUAUUAUUAUUAUUACUGUUGCCUACGUCGUCGGGCGUACUCUCUCCUCUUCCACCUCCGUGUAUAAAUACGUACGACUCGCGACCAUCACCGCCGGUUAUUGUGCACGCACGAUACUCCCACGCGCGCCACGUCGUCCCUUGCGCGUCGUCGCGUGAAAGUGGGAGCUCGACGACGGCGCUCGUAGGCCGGGCGAAGUUGUCAGAGGGGAGGUUGAUCUACGCACCCACACGUCCCCGCCGCCGUGUGUCGCACAACCCAUCCUCGUGCGUGUACACGCGUAAUCGCCGGCCUACCCCUCCUCUCUCAAACACACAACUCGUGCGUACAAUGUAUUCCCCUCCGUCGUCGCGGCUCGUCGUUGUUUACCCGGAGACCAAAAACCCGUUGCCAAGGGUUGCCAAAGUUCCUCUUUUUUUCUUUCUCCCCCCCCCCUCCCGUAUAUUUGUGCACCAUCGGGCGUCGGCAACGGUCGUGUGUCCCAUACUCCCGUACUAUACGGGCGCAAUCGAUUCGGUCGUUUGCCAUGGGCGGAGGCCCGACACCCUUGUCGCCUCCCCGUCGACCGUAUUGAUCUCGCUCAAUCGCACUCUCUCUCUCUCUCCCUCCCUCUCCGGCAGCUUUACUGCUGCAGUACUCGCUGCUCAGAGUCUGUCUAGGCCGGUCGCCGCAGCAGCCGCAAGGCCGCCUCUAUCCCGGACUCUGCCACUCCGCGUCGUUGCAUCGUCGUUGGACGGCUGCCAGUUUUGAGGCAGGUCGUUGCUUUUUAACUCCCCCGCCUACGAUCCGGUGCCCCCGAGGUUUCUCCCACCACACACACUCGCUGAUUAAUUGAUAAAUUUUACAACGACCGGUAUGAAUAAUAAAUUGUGUGUAUUUUUUUUUUAUUCCUUGUCGCUUCUAUACGAUCAUUAUUAUAAACACGUAUUUGAGAAGACUAGGGGAGUAUCUAAUUUCAACGUCGCUUUGAUAUUUGUUUCUAAUAUUUUUACCCUGUCCUGUAAGUCAGCGGUUCUCAAAUUGUGAUACGUGUACCACUGGUGGUACACAAAAGACCUCACGGUAGUACCAGGGAUGGAUCCAGAAGGUGGCCUAGAGGCCCCCCCCCUCCCAGACAUAUUAUUUCUCAAUUUUUUUUAUAAAUCUAUAGUUCCUGAUAUUACUAUAUUCCAAUCACAGAUAUGUAUGACAUGUAUUACAUUAUAUCGUAACUGUAUUUGUGUUGUAAACAAAUUGUUGGGCCCCUCUUUCCGAAUCUUUGUUCGGGAUCCGUGCCGGGGUGAUACGCAGAGGGCCGUAUGGAGCAACAGUAUAAAAAAUAAAUUAAUGAAUAUUCGUAUAAAUGUUUUUAAUAUAUCUAAUAUUGUAUUUUAUAUUAAUAUUAUAUUAAAGUAUUUUUUACUGUCUUAUACUCGUAUCGUGUUGAAAAAAAUGUAAAAAACAUUUUGAAUUGUUCAAUUUUAAGUUUUACGUGAUAAGUGACAGAUCCAUAAUACAUUUUAUAAGUGGCACGCGAAAUUAAAAGUAUGAGAACCUCUGCUAUAAGUACUUAUAGCUUACAGGUACUCUAUAAUAUAUUAAAUUCGCGGGUGUUAAAUUAAAAUCUAUAGGAUGCCCAGUGUCCCUCAAUUCUACCUAUGCCCUCUUCACCCCCCUCGACUUUAAACAAAAUUGUAUUCGUUCUGAUUAAACAUCGCGGUGUUGUUUAUAAUAAUUGAAAUAUAUACUAAUAUGAUUACAUUUUUUUUUUUCCGUUUGUGCGUUCUGUAGUCGUAGACAUAUAUUAAUUCACGUUAGAAUUUAAGAAUGUUGUGAUGUAUUUUUUGAAGAUAAGAAAUAUCAUUCAAAUUUGUCGGUUAAUUGUGUAGGGUAUAUAAAUUAUAUUGUUUCAAUAUUUAUUUGCGGCGUUUUUUCAACCAGUAUAAUUAUUAUUAUAACGCAAUCAUUAUUAAUCAUAUUAUAUAAUAUAUAUAUAUAUAUUACCUAAAUGAUAAUAAUACCCAUGAUUGAAAAGGAUAUUUUAUCGAUUAGUCCCUUCUAUAAUCUAUUUUUAAUUGUGAUAUAAAAACGAUUAGGUGGGUCAAAACAAAGGUGGAUAGACAAAGUGGAAUGAAUUUUAGCAGAAUUCGGAACUCUGGAUGAAAAAAUAUUAGCCCAGCAUAGAGAUAGGUGGAAGGAAGUUUAUGUGGGCCUCAAUGACCUUUGAAAAUAGAAGAAGAAGAAAAAUGGUCUAAAGUUUUUAAAAAUAGCAUGUUUUAUUUGAUAUUAUAUAUUUUUACUUAAAACAAAAUUCCUAGAAUGGAAAAAGCAAUUAUUGGAAUUUGUAGUUUGCAUAAUAAUUAAUAGUAACAGUAAUAUUUAUUUUGUGUGUGUAUGUGUGUACAACAUUUCUACCAAAAAUAUUGUACUGACUUUCAAGUGUUAUUUGUAUUCAAUUACAAAUAUUAUAAAUAAUGUGUAGAAAUAAAAUACUUAUAUUGGACUUUUGUAUUCGUAUUAACAUUUUAAUAUCAAUCUGACAAUUUUUGAGGUUUUUUAAAUUUAUUUAGUUUUAUGUGAUUAAAAUUGUAUUGACUGACCCAUCAUAAAUCCUUAAUAACUUAACAUGAGGUUCACCAUAAAUUGUACUUAGUGGGAAAAACAGUUUAUAUUAUAUAGAAGAUUUUUUUUAUAUAUAUACAUAAGUCUUUUUAAAUAUUUCAGUUUGGUUUAAUUAUUAAAAUUUGUCUUAUAGAUAUCUAAUAGGUAUUAAAGAAAAUAAUUAUUGUAAUAGUUUCAAUACUUGAAUCAUUUAUUUAUUAAUUUUUCCAUUGUUUUAUAGAUGCACAUUGGAUUUAAACGAAGACCUGGUGCAAUCAUUGAAAGCAUGCAACAUCAUGGCAAAGGAGUAUACUCCGGAACAUUUUCUGGUAAAUUUCAUGUUCAUUUUAAAAUACUUACUAAGGCUUUAUGAUAUCUUCCAUGGUUUCCUACAGCUAAGUUGGCCUAAGGCUUCUUGGCUGAAAACAUAAAAUUACACAUGUCUGCUGAUAACUUUAUAGAACUGCAACUAACAACUUUUGAUAUCCCAUCAAAAGAGAACAUUAAUACGAAAAAUAUUAACUGAACUUGCCUUGUUGCCUUUAACUCUGUUAAAUAUUGUAUUUGUUAUUCCAGGUACAUUGAAUCCGGCUUUGCAAGAUCGCUUUGGUCGUCCAAAACGUGACAUCAGUACCAUAAUUCACAUACUUAAUGACUUGUUGUGCGCUACACCACAGUACCGAGCAGCUGCUAGAUCAGGCACACCAGCUGUAUGCACAGCCACUACACUUCCUCCUACUACUUCAGCUGCUCAAGCUGCUGCACCAUUUACCACUGCUAAUGGUGUGUCCGCUCAAACGUCUGCUAAUUCUGAUAAUACUGGUAAGAAAUUAAAUACCACUUUUCAUGUGAUUCCUAUAAUAAUAUUAUGAUAUACUAUAAAAUUAUAUUUUUUUACAGAGAGUGAGACUAAAGAAAAUGCAGCCACUCGUGGAAAAAUGGAACGAUUACGUUUGAUUAUGGAAGAAAAACGUGAAAGACGUAGGGCCAGUCGCUCAGUGCCGUAUGAUAAAUCUAAAUCAGGGACACAAUGGUCGGCUAAAUCAGAAACACAGAGUGUCGCACCACAAGAUCCCCCAGCAGAUCCAACAUUACCACCUGAACAAGUCGUUGUUUGA
Cinara cedri is the source of this 32544-nucleotide messenger RNA. The record is from the annotation of a GenBank genome assembly. NCBI's taxonomy places the organism in Eukaryota, Metazoa, Arthropoda, Insecta, Hemiptera, Aphididae.